Molecule: messenger RNA, 1071 nt
Organism: Bipolaris zeicola 26-R-13
Lineage: Eukaryota; Fungi; Ascomycota; Dothideomycetes; Pleosporales; Pleosporaceae
Exons: 5
Coding region: 1-1071 (356 amino acids)
Biological process (GO): iron ion transmembrane transport
Cellular component (GO): plasma membrane; high-affinity iron permease complex
Molecular function (GO): ferrous iron transmembrane transporter activity
Source: RefSeq, a predicted model, not a curated record
AUGCCGAACGUCUUUGCAGUACCAGUCUUCUUCAUUUGCUUCCGUGAAUGUCUAGAAACAAGCAUUAUUGUUUCUGUACUCCUCGCCUUUCUCAAGCAAACUCUAGGUCCUGCACAGGAUGCUGCUGUCUAUAAGCGGCUCGUGCGCCAGGUCUGGUACGGCGUGGCAGCAGGCGUAUUCAUAUGCCUGAUCAUCUGCGCUGGCGUGAUAGGAACUUUUUACACGGCAGGAAAGAACACUUUUGAGUCUGCUGAGAACAUCUGGGAGGGCGUCUUUGGAAUCGUGGCUAGCGUCAUCAUCACCCUCAUGGGCGCAGCUUUGCUUCGCAUCAGCAAGCUCCAGGAUAAAUGGAGGGCCAAGAUUUCCAAGGUGCUGGAGCAGAAAGAUCUCAAUCUACCUGUUAAGGGUAAACUGAAGCGCUGGACGGAGAAGUAUGCCAUGUUCAUCUUGCCGUUUGUAACGGUGCUUCGCGAGGGCAUCGAAGCAGUGCUUUUCAUUGCAGGUGUCAGUCUCAGCGCUCCAGCGACAAGUUUUCCCCUGGCUGUCAUUUGUGGCCUAGGUGCAGGUGCCUUGAUCGGCUAUCUCAUCUACAAAGGCGGUAACAAGACCUCGCUGCAGAUCUUCCUUGUGGUGUCCACAUGCUUUCUCUACCUCGUAGCUGCAGGUCUCUUCUCCAAGGGUGUCUGGAGUCUUGAGCAAGAUGCAUGGGUCAAGCUCGCCGGAGAGGGUGCUGCUGAAGCCGGCGCGGGUCCUGGCAGCUAUGAUAUCAGGAAAAGCGUUUGGCACGUCAACUGUUGUUCUCCGUUAGAAAACGGUAGCGGCGGUUGGGGAAUCUUCAACUCCCUGCUCGGCUGGCAAAACAGCGCGACCUAUGGCUCUGUCAUUUCCUACAACGUAUACUGGAUCGUCGUCACCAUCGGCUUCCUCUUCCUGGGCUGGAAAGAGCGCAAAGCCAACCUCUCCAACACGGCUGAGAUCGCAAGCGAGACAUCCAGCGAAGAACGCGAAAUUGCCACGGACAAGGCAGCCAACGAGCGCGCCGGAAUCAACACGGCUGUACGCGAGAUUUGA